Aureobasidium subglaciale EXF-2481 is the source of this 510-nucleotide messenger RNA. RefSeq lists its product as uncharacterized. The record is from RefSeq and is a predicted model, not a curated record. Lineage: Eukaryota; Fungi; Ascomycota; Dothideomycetes; Dothideales; Saccotheciaceae. The transcript is spliced from 4 exons. Gene Ontology annotation, biological process: endoplasmic reticulum to Golgi vesicle-mediated transport. Gene Ontology annotation, cellular component: TRAPP complex. The coding region runs from base 1 to 510 and encodes 169 amino acids.
AUGACUGUUUUCUCUUUCUACAUUUUUGAUAGGCAUACCGAGUGUAUAUACAGCAAACGAUGGGCUCAGAGGCCUGUAUCUCAAAGUGUCAAGUCAGCCCAACGUCAAUCAGGAGCAAGUGCCAUCAGCAAUGGCGACGUGCCGGGCGUAAAUCCGAGAGCUCUGUCGAAUGAGGAUGACGCAAAACUGAUAUUUGGUUCAAUCUUCUCUCUUCGUCGCAUGGUGCGUCAACUGGGCGGUGAAGACGACAGUUUUCUUUCAUAUCGUACCGGGGAAUACAAGUUGCAUUACUUUGAGACGGCGACAAAUCUCAAGUUCGUCAUGCUGACAGACAUACGCAUAGGGAGCAUGCGUACUGUGCUCUACCAAAUAUGGGCCAAUCUCUACGUCGAGUAUGUCGUCAAGAAUCCCAUCUCACCUGUAGAACACACCGGCGGAGUGGGAGUUGCCAACGAACUUUUCGAAGGCGCUCUGGAAAGCUUCAUUAACACUGUCUUCCCUCCUUCCUGA